This is a messenger RNA of Penicillium manginii, 681 nucleotides long. Its product is annotated as RraA family protein. The coding region runs from base 1 to 681 and encodes 226 amino acids. NCBI's taxonomy places the organism in Eukaryota, Fungi, Ascomycota, Eurotiomycetes, Eurotiales, Aspergillaceae. The transcript has 2 exons. The record is from RefSeq and is a predicted model, not a curated record.
AUGGCAACCAAAGCAAAGGCCGUCCAAGCAUUGGGCAAAUUCGCCUCCUGCGAUAUCGGAGACGCUCUCGUGAAGCUCGGAAUCAAGCAUGGCGGAUACCUAUCCGGUCUAUCCAUGUACAGCCCUCACCGUAUGAGCGGACCAUCCAAAAUCUUUGGACCAGCCUAUACAGUGCGUAUGGUGCCAGCGGCUGAUAAGAUACUUUCAAAUCCUCCAUGCCACUUUGCCGACGCCAUCCCGAAGGACAGUGUCGUUUUUGUCUCCCAGCCGAAGGGCUUGAUCAGCGCAUGCUGGGGAGGACUGAUGAGUACUCGCGCCCAGAAGCUCGGAGCUGCUGGUGUGGUCAUCGAUGGUCGCUUCCGGGAUAUCGAGGAGCAUCGUGCCUUGAAUAUGGGACUUUUUGCGCGUGGAAUCAGUAUUUUGGGAUCUAACACUUUUACCCGGUCGUCCGAGCUCAACGUUCCAGUUGAGUAUGAUAAUGCUGAGGUAAAUGAGAAGGUGACCAUCAACCCAGGUGAUUAUAUCCUUGGUGAUUGUGAUGGCGUCGUUGCAAUCCCACCUGAUACCGUUGAAGAGUGCUUGCGUCUUUGCCAGGAGCGGUAUGAGAUUGAUGAGAAGACCAGGGAUUGUUUGGAAAAUGGAGAUGAGAUGGGGCCAACCAUCAAGAAGCUUAGGAAGUAA